Molecule: messenger RNA, 93 nt
Organism: Trichoderma gamsii
Lineage: Eukaryota; Fungi; Ascomycota; Sordariomycetes; Hypocreales; Hypocreaceae
Exons: 2
Coding region: 1-93 (30 amino acids)
Source: RefSeq, a predicted model, not a curated record
AUGGGAACCUUGAUGGAGACCUUCAGAGGUGGAAAAUUAGCAAGGGACAAAAGGCCAGAAUAUGGACAUAUUUCGGCAAUGAACUUGAGGUGA